AUGAAUUGGAGACUGAAUGCAGAAUUGGAAGCAAAAACAGAAAAGGUGGUACGUCAAGCUGAAGAAAUAAUGAAAAGCCAACAAGAGAUACUAUCCAGGCCAGUUUCAGUACAAACAGACAAGUCAUGCGAAGCUGGCAAACAGAGAGAUUCAUUCUACCCUGAAGCCACCUCUUUCACACGCUCACAUGUCAAGCCAUCAAACAAGAAGUGUAAUUCCGUGGCUCAAAACAGACCGUACUCUGGCAGUCAAGGAAAAAGGCCAUCUUCGAGUUCAAAAAUAAGAAAUACAGAAAUACAAAAUGCCAGUGAUGUUGCAGCACUAGAGGAUUGCACAGAUUAUUCUCUAGCAAAAACAAUAAGCAAAAUUGAAGAAGAGCUAGAGAAAAGGGACUUGCCAGAUUGUCUGGAUGAUGACAUUCCAAGUGAUGGAAAUGAAAUUGGAGCAGAAACUCAAAUCAGAUUUCUUAAAGCAAAGUUACGUGUUAUGCAGGAAGAGCUGGAUAAUGUAGUAUGUGAAUGCAGGAAAAAGGAAGAUGAAAAUGAGAAUUUAAAAUCUCAGCUUAAAGAUACUAUGGAAGAGAACGCUAGACUGCAACGAACAAUCAGUCUGCAGCAGUCUCAGACUGAGAAGUACAAAGUGGUGUCACAAGAAGCAAACAAAAAAAGUGAAGGAUUACAACAAGAGGUCGUAGCACUAGAAAAGGAAUUAGAGAAGCUAAAGCGUGCACAAAAGCAGGCCUCAACCAGUCAGAGUGCCACAGAAGUUCGCUUAAAUAGGGCUGUGGAAGAAGUAGAGAGGUAUAAAGCAGAGCUGAAUAAACUGAAGCAAAGUCACAAGGAUGCAGCUAACCAAGAACUCAAAACAAUUGAAGAAUUAAAAACAGAAAACAAGAAACUGCAGAAGCAAAAAGGAGAGCUAAUGACAGGUUUUAAGAAGCAGUUGAAGUUGAUAGAUGUUUUAAAGAGACAAAAGAUGCAUAUUGAAGCCGCUAAGAUGCUUUCCUUUACGGAAGAGGAAUUCAUGAAAGCGCUGGACUGGGGAAAUUCUUGAUUCAAUGAAAAAGCAGCUUCUGCUUGAAA
Messenger RNA from Tinamus guttatus (white-throated tinamou), 1082 nucleotides. Its product is annotated as testis-expressed protein 9. Lineage: Eukaryota; Metazoa; Chordata; Aves; Tinamiformes; Tinamidae. The record is from RefSeq and is a predicted model, not a curated record.